AUGGCACCGAUCGCAGGGAAGCGACGACGAGUGGAGGAUGAGGUGCGGCCGAAGAAGAAGAUCAGAAAAUUCAAGAAGCAGGCAAGAUACCACAGCUCUUCAGAGGACGAGGAUGAAGAUGAAGAAUCUGCAGUCCCGAGACAGCAGAGGGCAUCAGAUGCGCCUAGAGUACAACCAAAGUUCUCUAUGAAGGCGGCGACCGUCUCGAAGCCUGAGACGAAGAUCGCAUCGAGACCGAAAUCGAUUUUGAAGCAAGCGCCGGCACCCAAGGAAGAAUCUGAGCCUGAAGAGGACGACGAUGACAAUGAAGAUGAUGAGGCAGAAGUCGACGAGCUCGAGAAGAACACCGCGCUUAAUGCAUUACAAGCAGAAGACAGCGAAGACGACGAGGUAAUGGAGGAAGAUGACGAGCCAGACCUCGAAGCAGGCUCAGACGAAGAAGAAGAGGAAGAGGACGAUGUCGACGACCUCCCCUCCGACAGCGAAGCAUCCAUGACGUCCUCGCAAGCCGCGCGAUCCAAAAAGAAGCGCAACGACCCCACCGCUUUCGCGACCAGCAUAUCCAAAAUCCUCGACACCAAACUCAGCACCGCAAAACGACAAGACCCUGUCCUCUCACGAAGUAAAUCCGCGGCGGAUGCGAACAAGUCGCUGGCAGAUUCGAAGCUUGAGCAGAAAGCUAGAGCGCAGAUUCGGGCGGAGAAGAAGCAGGCGCUGGAGAAGGGGAGGAUAAAGGAUGUGUUGGGACUACAGACGCCCAAUGUGGAUACUGGAGCGAUUAUGGAGCAGGAGAAGAGGCUGAAGAAGACGGCGCAGAGAGGUGUGGUGAGGCUGUUCAAUGCUGUGAGAGCAGCGCAGGUCAAGGCAGAGGAGGCCAUGAAAGAUGCCAGGGCGCAGGGAGUGGUGGGCAUGCAAAAGAGGGAAGAGAAAGUGAACGAGAUGUCGAAGCAAGGAUUUUUGGAUCUGAUAUCGGCUGGUGGAAAGCAGAAGGCCGUUGAAGCAGUAUGA
Zasmidium cellare ATCC 36951 is the source of this 1008-nucleotide messenger RNA. RefSeq lists its product as uncharacterized. Gene Ontology annotation, biological process: maturation of 5.8S rRNA; maturation of LSU-rRNA. The coding region runs from base 1 to 1008 and encodes 335 amino acids. Gene Ontology annotation, cellular component: preribosome, large subunit precursor. The record is from RefSeq and is a predicted model, not a curated record. NCBI's taxonomy places the organism in Eukaryota, Fungi, Ascomycota, Dothideomycetes, Mycosphaerellales, Mycosphaerellaceae. The transcript has a single exon.